This is a messenger RNA of Anopheles stephensi (Asian malaria mosquito), 954 nucleotides long. RefSeq names its product cuticle protein 16.5. The transcript has 4 exons. NCBI's taxonomy places the organism in Eukaryota, Metazoa, Arthropoda, Insecta, Diptera, Culicidae. The record is from RefSeq and is a predicted model, not a curated record. The coding region runs from base 146 to 715 and encodes 189 amino acids.
CACGGGUUCGGAAAUCGUUACGUCUGUAUAAAAGAAGCGGACCGCUGGGUUAGACGGCAUCAGUACACCAGCUGAGUUCUUCGAGUGCAUUAGCCAACAGUCUUCAAUCAAUUUGCCAAUCAACCCACCUAAACAGCUAACAAAAAUGGCCUUCAAGUUUGUCAUCCUCGCCGCACUCGUUGCCGCCGUCAGUGCCGGUGGACCAGCUGCCUACUCGAUCGCUUCGCCGAGCGUGGACUACCACUCGGUCGGUGCCUCGCACGAGCACACCGUCAAGGGUCUGUACGGCCAGAACGUGCUGUCCCAGUAUUCGAAAGCCGUCGACUCCGCACACUCGUCGGUGCGUGUGCACAGCUCCCGUCUGAGCAACGAUGGAUACGCUUACGCCCCGGCCGUUAAGUACGCCGCCCCAGCUUAUGCUGCCCAUUAUGCCGCUCCGGCCGUCCACUACCCAGCUGCUGCCCACUAUGCCGCUCCGGCCGUCCACUACCCAGCUGCCGCUCACUACGCCGCCCCCGCUGUCCACUACCCGGCCGCUCACUAUGCCGCUCCCGCCGUCCACUACGCUGCCCACGCCCCGAUCGUUAAGGCCGCCUACCCUGCUGCCAUUGCCGCCCCGCUGGCCUACAAGGCUCCGCUGGCCGCUCCUGUAGCUGCCGUGCACGGUGGAUCGGUCGUGCAGUUCGCCGGUCUCGGUGCCAGCUACGCCUGGUAAGAAGUGAUGACCCGGACUGAACCCUUGUGCACUGGAGACGACCCCAAACCGAGAUGCUGCUGGCAGGCAGUAGCAAUAGCUUUACCAAUUUAAACAAACCAGCAGUCACACAAAGUCAAACAGCAGCUUAGUACCUAAGUUCUAGGUUCAUGAGCAUUCAUGAGCGAAGUGAACGAGCAAGGAUGAAAUAAAUUCGCGGAAGUGGCGCAGUGGUGUUUGGUGCGCCGGACGUAAGGAAA